AUGCAACUACGGGGCCACGCAACCCCGGGGCCACACGACCACACAGGGCCACGCAACCCGCAGGGCCACCUGACCACGAGACACACAUUGCCGGCCACGCAACCACUGGGCCACACCACCACUGGGCCCACGCAUUAUAACUGGCCGCAGGCCAUGCCUUCCCGCACGGGCCACGCGAACCACGUGCCACACCACGGGGCCACACGACCACACGGGGCCACGCAACCACGGGGCCAACACCGACCUCGUAAGCCACAUGCAACCACCGGGGCCACGAUCACCACCACGGGCCCGCAAACCACGGGACCCACGCAACCACGGAGGCCACGCAUGACCACAGGGCCACACAACCACACGGGGCCACGCAACCACGGGGCCACACAACCACACGGGGCCACGCAACCACGGGGCCACCACGACCCACCACGACGUGCGGGGCCACACGACCACACGGGGCCACACAACCACGGGGCCACGCAACCACAGGGCCACGCAAUCACGGGGCCACACGACCACACGGGGCCACGCAACCACGGGGCCACACGACAUGCAGGGCCACGCAACCACAGGGCCAUUAUCGGGCCACGCAACCACGGGCCACACGACCACCACCAGGGCCCACGCAACCACGAGGCCACAGCCUGCAGACCCACGCAACCACGGGGCCACGCAACCACGGGGCCACGCAACCACGGGGCCACACGCAACCACACAGGGCGCGAACCACGAGGCCACCACGACCACACGGGCCACGCAGAAAUCAUGCCGGGCCACACGGCCACGGGGCCACGCAACCACGGGGCCACGCAACCACGGGGCCACACGACCACAUGGGGCCACGCAACCACGGGGCCACACGACCACACGGGGCCACGCAACCACAGGGCCACACGGGGCCACGCAACCACGGGGCCACACGACCACACGGGGCCACACGACCACACAGGGCCACGCAACCACGGGGCCACGCGGCCACGGGGCCACGACUGCGAUCAUGCGACUCACGCAGGGGCCACGGGCCUCGAGACCCAUGAGGUGCUGCUGACCCUCAAGAAGCCCAAGGGCCAGGAGGAGGCCCCGUUCCUGGUCUUCCACGCGGCUCACCUGGGCACCAACGCCAAGGUCAGGAGGUACGACACGUGCGCCACGACCUUCAUCAAGAAGAUCUCCGUGAGGUGCCUGGAGUUCAAAGGUCAGCGCUCUGUGCCCGGCGGUGACCCGGCGGUGACCCGACGCAUGGCACUGAGCUCGCUGAGCCUCGUCAGCUCCUCGGUGGAGCCCGGCGCCGAGCUGCUCAGAGUGCAGUACCUCAAGGCGGACCGCGCCGGGCCCGGCUUCAGCUCCGUCUACAAUAACACGGAGCAGAUGAUCAACGUGACGUUCACCUCUCUCGACCUCGUGCUCCACACUGAGGCUCUGCUGUCAGCCAUCAGCUUCGUGUCGGCGGCGCUCCCGCCCGGCAGAGCGUCGUCUGAGGAGCGAGGGAGCGGCCCCCGGGCGGAGGAGGAGGAGUCCAGUCCUAUGAGUGGCGUCUCACCUAGGCUCCGCCCCUCAGGACGCUCCUGGCAGGAGGUGAACUCUGCUUCUUGUUUCCCGCCAGCCGCCCCGGCGUCCCCUGCAGGAAGUGAGGUCAUCGAGCUGAAGGUGGUGAUGACGCUGGGAGCCUUCGGCGUCCUGCUGUGCGACCGCAGCUGCAACAUGGCCGACAUCAAGAUCCAAGGUGUCCACGGCGCUCUGCUGGUGCAGGGAACGCACACUCAGGUGUCCGCCCGCCUCCGGGACUUCAUCGUCCUCAACGCGGACCCCCACAGCGUCCACCGCAAGGCGGUCUCCAUCGUGGGCGACGAGGUGUUCAGCUUCAACGUGAGUCUGACUCCGAACGCCACCGAGGGCGCCGGCUACAGCGACACCUCCAGGACGGACGGCAGCGUCCGGCUGAGCGUGGGCUGCAUCCAGGUGGUCUACCUGCACAAGUUCAUCAUGUCUCUGCUGAACUUUACGAACCACUUCCAGGCGGCGAAGGAGGCGCUGGGCGCCGCCACGGCUCAGGCGGCGGAGAAGGCGGCGUCCGGCGUCCGCGGCCUGGCCCAGAAGAGCUUCCGCCUGGCCGUGGACGUGAGGCUGCAGGCGCCGAUCAUCAUCAUCCCCCGGUCCUCCACCUCCCAUGAUGCACUUGUGAUGGACCUGGGUCUGAUCACGGUGGGGAACAGCUUCUCCCUGCUGCCGGUGGACGGGUGCCCGCUGCCGGCCGUCGUCGACAACAUGGACGUCGAGCUGACGCAACUCAAACUCUCCAGGGGCUGCACCGACCCCGAGGCCCGGAGACCCCCCACAGAGCUGCUGCAGCCACUCAACCUGCACCUCAACCUCAAGAGGAACCUGGCAGCCUCCUGGCACAAGGACAUGGUCCCCGUGGAGAUCACUGGAGAUCUAAAGCCCAUGAAGGUGGAGCUCAGUCAGGACGACCUGACGAUGCUGCUGAGGAUCCUGAUGGAGAACCUGGGGGAGGCCAGCAGUCUGGAGGCCAGCGCCCCGAGAGCGGAGGCCGGUCUGCAGGGCCCCGCGGCCGGAGGCCCCCGAGCAGGAGCUGUUGGACCUGUCGGCUGUGAAGAGGAGGAGGAGGAGGAGACCCUGAGGUUCACCUUCAACAUCGAGUCUCUUGGUCUGGUUCUGUACAGCAACGACCCCCAACAGCCCUCCCCCCCCACGCGGCAGCAGCACCUCCGUCUGGGCGGGUUGGCGUUCCACCGGCUGCGGGCCUCGGGGUCGCUGCAGAGCGGCGGCGGCGUGGCGCUGAGCGCGGCGCUGAGCAGCUGCACGCUGGACGACCUGCGGAGCGGCGUGCAGAGGGUGACCUCCAGGAUGGUGGGUCGGCGGGACCGGGCCAGCGCCGAGCCGAUGGUGGACCUGAGCUACCGGCAGAGCGCCGGGCGCCGCGAGGCGGCGGCGGUGCUGCAGGCGCCGUACCUGUGCGCCAGCGUGGAGUUCCUGAUGGCCGUCGCCGACUUCUUCCUGAAGGCGUUGCCCCCGAGGCCGGCCCCCUCGGCGCCGCUGAGGCCGACCGCCGGGCCGCGACCCGAGGCCCAGACCGGCCCCAGGGUGAGGACCCGUCUGCGGCUGGUGGUGCUGGACCCGGAGGUGGUGUUCGUGGCCAGCCUGAUGCAGGCCGACGCCCCCUCCCUCGUGGCCUCCUUUCAGUGCGACUUCAGCCUGCAGGCCGAGGAGGACGGGACCCAGAGCGCCAGGGCCCACCUCCGGGAGCUGAAGGUCCUGGCCUGCCCCUUCAUCCGGAGCCGGGAGGACGAGGCCGUGACCACGGUGCUGAGGCCCUGCUCCGUGGCCCUGGAGGCCAGAACCCACCCGGACCGGCCCCUGAGCGGCUCCGUUGUGGUGGAGGAAGUCAUUGUCAAGAUCUCGCCCUUCAUCCUCAACGCGGUGCAGAGCAUCACGGCCGCCAUGACGGCGGAGCAGAGCGGCGAGCAGAGUCGGGAGGCCGAGGCUGACCUCGGCGACCUCUGGUCCGCCAUGAACCUCUACAGCUGCAACUACUGGUUCCUGGGCGUGGACCGGGCCCCUGAGGCCACCGAGAGCCUCGGGGAGCCGGGCGGCCGCCAAGAGGGCCAGAGCUUCACGGCGGAGGUCAAGGUGGUCCAGGUGACUCUGGAGUCCGGUCUGGGCCAUCGGACGGUCCCUCUGCUGCUGGCCGAGUCCUCCUUCAGCGGAUCGGCCACAAACUGGUCCUCUCUGCUGCAGCUCCGAGCCAACAUGACCCUGGAGGUGAACUACUUCAACGAGCUCCAGGCCGUGUGGGAGCCUCUGAUCGAACGGGUGGACAGCGGCCGGCGGAGGUGGACCCUGGAGCUGGAGAUGAAGAACAACCCGGUCCAGGACCAGAGUUCGGUCCACGGGGACGACUUUGUCUUCCUGCCAGAACCCCGGACCUUCAUCAGCGUCUCCUCCAAGGACACCUUGAACAUCACGGUGUCACAGAGCAGCCUGCAGGUGUUCCACCACCUGGCCCAGGCCUUCUCUGGCUCCAGGGCCUCGUCCUGUGCCUACUCCCUGAAGGAGAAGGCCCCCUUCAGCAUCAGGAACUGCCUGGGCGUCCCUCUGUUCCUGCAGCUGUCCCCCAGCCUGAGGCCGGCCGGGCCCCCAGCCGGGCCCCCAGCUCAGGGGACGCUCCUCCAGCUGCCGGAGGACGGGAGCCUGGACCUGGAGUUCUGCUCCAGCCCGGCGUCACACGGCAAGCUGUCAGCUCUACAGCGGCAGGAGAGCGGCCUGUUCCACCUCACCAUGGUCCCCUCUGGCUACAGCGAGGUGGCCGACGUGUCUCUGGACUGGCCGGGCCGGCGGCUCUACGCGGCGCGCGGCGCGGUGCGGCGGGAGUCGGUCUCCGUGCUGCUGCAGGUCGACGUCGUCGAGGGCAACAAGGUGGUCACCGUGCGCUCGCCGCUGCAGAUCCAGAACCACUUCUCGGUGGCCUUCGCCGUGCUGCGGUACUGCGCCGCCUCCGGGGGCCUGGAGAGCGUCGGGCAGGCGGAGCCGGAGCGGGAGCUCCACAUCGACCUGGAGUCGUACAGGAGCCAGCUGUUCGUGCGUCCGGCCGGCAGCCUGGAGGGCCGCUACGGGGCCUCCACCUCCUGCCUGGCGUGGAAGGAGCAGGUGCACCGCAGCCAGGAGGUGCGCUCGGUGCUGCAGUGCCCGGCGGCCGACGCCGGCCUGCUGCCGCUGGCCGUCGUCUCGCUGGCCGUCCCCGACGAGCUGCGGCACAUCGGCAGCCACGGGGGGCGGGACUGGGACCCGGCCUACGUGAUCCACCUCCACCCGCUGGCCGCGCUGCGCAACCUGCUGCCCUACACCGUCCGCUACAUGAUGGAGGUGGGCGUGGCCAUCCGGCUGAGCAGCUCCAGCCUCACGCGGGUCGUCACCUUCAGUCCGUUCUUCACGCUGGUCAACAGGUCGUCCUACGAGCUGGAGGUCGGCGAGGUCACCGGCCCGGCCGCCACCAGGUGGCACUACGUCUCCUCCUCCGAGUGUCUUCCUCUGUGGCCGGACGACAUCGCGGGGAAGUUGUGCGUCCGGGUGGUCGGAUCUGAAUCCACCUCCAAGUUCUUCUUCUUCAACCGGCAGGACAACGGCACCCUGCUGAGCCUCGCCCAGUGUGGGGGCCUCAUCGUAGACGUCAACAUGUCCGAUGUCUCCACCGCCGUCGGCUUCUCUGACUACUACGAGGGAGCAGCUCCGGCUCUGCUGCUCAACCACACGCCCUGGGUCAGCAUCGGCUACCGGCAGAGCGGCUCGGCGGCGGCUCGCGAGCUGAAGCCCGGCGAGGCUCGGCGGUUCUUGUGGGAUGACCCGGCCGGCGUCCGGAAGCUCAGCUGGAGCUGCGAGGAACACGGUGGAGAACUGGACCUGCUGAAGGAUGGCGUGGGCCAGUUCUCCUCCGGCAGCCUGGCUCAGGUGCACUGGGUCUCCUUCCUGGACGGGCGCCAGCGGGUGCUGCUGUUCACCGAGGACGUCGCCGUGGUGACGAAGGCCCGGCAGGCCGAGGAGCUGGAGCAGUUCCAACAGGAAGUCAAGGUGUCGCUGCAGAGCCUCGGGCUGUCGCUCGUCAACAACGCCAACCGGCAGGAGAUCGCUUACAUCGGCAUCACCAGCUCCGGCGUGGUGUGGGAGAUGAAGCCGAGGAGCCGCUGGAAGCCGCUGAGCCAGAAGAGCAUCAACCAGCUGGAGAAGACGUUCCAGGGGCAGCAGGCCGGCUGGGUCCGGCUGGAGGGCAACCUGGAGGUCAACCUGGACGCGGCCGUCAUGGCGAUGCGGCGCCCCUUCUGCUCGCCGCUCAGGAGGAACUUCCUGUCCGGGGUCCAGGUGGAGUUCAAACAGUCGCCGCACCAGCGCAGCCUGAGGGCCCAAGUGCACUGGCUGCAGGUGGACAACCAGCUGCCAGGCGCCAUCUUCCCCAUCGUCUUCCAUCCGGUUCCUCCUCCCAAAUCCAUCGCUCUGGACUCCGAGCCGAAGCCGUUCAUCGACGUGUCCGUCAUCACCAGGUUCAACCGGCACAGCAGCGUCAUGCAGUUCAAGUACUUCAUGGCUCUGGUUCAGGAGAUGGCGGUGAAGAUCGACCAGGGGUUCCUGGGGGCCACCUUGGCUCUGUUCAGUCCAGCUGCAGACCCCCAGGCCGACAAGCAGAAGGAGCAGCUGCUGGAUGGAGACCUCCAGCUGCUGCAGGCGGAGCUGAUGGAGGCCUCACUCAGCGACCAAUCAGGACUCAGCUUCUUCGAACAUUUCCACAUCUCGCCCAUCAAGCUCCAUCUCAGUCUGUCUCUGGGCUCCAGUGGCGAUGACUCCUCUCAGGAGACGGCGGCUCUUCAGUCUUUCAACCUGUUGCUGAAAAGUAUCGGUGCCACGCUGACGGACGUCGACGACCUCAUCUUCAAGCUGGCCUUCUUCGAGGUGAAGUACCAGUUCUACCGCAGAGAGAAGCUGAUGUGGGCCGUGGUGCGUCACUACAGCGAGCAGUUCCUCAAGCAGAUGUAUGUUCUGGUUCUGGGUCUGGACGUCCUCGGGAACCCUUUCGGACUGAUCCGAGGUCUGUCUGAGGGAGUGGAGGCCUUCUUCUACGAACCGUUCCAGGGAGCCGUUCAGGGUCCCGAGGAGUUCGCAGAGGGUUUUGUGAUCGGAGUCCGCAGCCUGCUGGGUCACACAGUCGGGGGCGCUGCAGGAAUGGUUUCCAGGAUCACGGGUUCGGUGGGAAAGGGUCUGGCAGCCAUCACCAUGGACAAAGAGUACCAACAGAAGCGCCGGGAGGAGAUGAACCGCCCCCCCAGAGACUUCGGCCAGAGUCUGGCUAAAGGAGGGAAAGGACUGCUGAAGGGGGUCUUGGGCGGAGUCACAGGCAUCGUCACCAAGCCGGUGGAGGGAGCGAAGAAGGAGGGAGCGCUGGGCUUCUUCAAGGGCAUCGGGAAAGGCUUGGUGGGCGUGGUCGCCCGGCCGACGGGCGGCAUCGUGGACAUGGCUAGCAGCACCUUCCAGGGCAUCCAGAGAGCGGUGGAGUCCUCACAGGAAGUGACCCAGCUGCGUCCGGUGCGUCUGAUCCAGGAGGACGGGGUCAUCCGACCUUAUGACCUCACGGAGUCGCAGGGCUUGGACCUUUUUCAGCGCUCGGGGCUCCAGCAGCUGGACGGGGAGGUCUUCAGGGCCCACCUCCAGUAUCCUGGACACAGGAAGACCACCAUCAUCGUCACCAACAGGAGGGUUCUGUGUGUCAAGGAGAUCGACUUCGUGGGUCAUUUCAGCCGCGAGUGGGAAUGUUUGUUUGAGAACUUCUCCAGACCUCCAACUGUGACGGGCAGCCAGCUGAGGCUCUACUGCAAGGAGCAGCAGAUGCUGAAGUUGAGUCAGGACUCUGUGAGGAACCUCGAGCUCCGAGACCCCAACUCUGCUCAGGUGGGUCCACCACCGAGGAGGAAGACCUCCAUGGGGGUCAGAGGAAGACCACCAUGGGGGUCAGAGGAGGAAGACCUCCAUGAGGGUCAGAGAACCUCCAUGGGGGUCAGAGGAGGAAGACCUCCAUGAGGGUCAGAGGAAGAC
This is a messenger RNA of Pseudoliparis swirei, 7590 nucleotides long. RefSeq names its product intermembrane lipid transfer protein VPS13C-like. Bases 1 to 7575 code for a protein of 2524 amino acids. Lineage: Eukaryota; Metazoa; Chordata; Actinopteri; Perciformes; Liparidae. The transcript has 46 exons. Gene Ontology annotation, biological process: protein retention in Golgi apparatus; protein targeting to vacuole; mitochondrion organization. Gene Ontology annotation, cellular component: extrinsic component of membrane. The record is from RefSeq and is a predicted model, not a curated record.